Patella vulgata (common limpet) is the source of this 1089-nucleotide messenger RNA. Its product is annotated as ganglioside GM2 activator. Gene Ontology annotation, biological process: lipid transport; ganglioside catabolic process. The record is from RefSeq and is a predicted model, not a curated record. The coding region runs from base 138 to 782 and encodes 214 amino acids. Gene Ontology annotation, cellular component: cytoplasmic side of plasma membrane. The transcript is spliced from 4 exons. Gene Ontology annotation, molecular function: enzyme activator activity; lipid carrier activity. NCBI's taxonomy places the organism in Eukaryota, Metazoa, Mollusca, Gastropoda, Patellidae.
CCCCCGUGCUCGCACUAGGUUUCACAAUUGCAUACAAAGUCAGUCUUGCAUCACAAGACUAUAGUAUUGUUGCAGAAGUGAUUAAACAAUUGAGUGAGGUUUUUCACCCUUUGAUAUUUGACUUUUAAAGUAGCAAAAUGGGUUCUAUGCGUUUAUUUUUCAGCAUUUCUUUGUUUUGUAUUGCGAGUAGUAGUAUUUUGAAAUUCAGACCAUCAAACGAUGUACAAGAUUUGUAUGACUACUUGAUGAAACCAUCCGUUCCAUCCAGAAACAGGAAUCCUGAAUAUUAUAAACAGUUUGGUUUAGAGGUUCCGACACAGUUGAAAGCAUUCAGUUAUACGAAUUGUGGAAACCCGGCGACAGAGCUGGCUGUAUUGACAGCAUUAACUGUUUCACCUGAUCCAAUAGCUCUUCCUGGAACAGUUACUAUUGGGUUUGGCGUGAAUAUCAGAAAAACAUUUGACUCUCCACUUCAGAUGAGUGUUAAGAUAGAAAAAUCUGUUUUUGGAACUUAUAUCACCAUCCCAUGUGUUGAGAAUUUUGGAUCCUGUGACUAUUCUGAUUUCUGUGCAAUCCUGGCUGGUGUUCAGUGUCCAGGUGAAUUUGUCGACAAAGGAAUCCCUUGUAAAUGUCCAUUCACUAAUGGAAACUACACUUUACCUGGUAUAAGUUUUCCCGUCGAUGUGCCUUUCUUACCAAGUGGAGACUACAGGGCUUCAGCUAAUAUGACAUAUAAUGGUCUAAAUGUAGGCUGUUAUCAAAUAAUGGCAACGUUUGCUUAAUUUCUUUAAAUCAUCACCUUAAUCAGGUUUUAACUCACUUGGUCUUUUUAUGUGGAAUGUGGAUACGUCGAUAGAGCGCAGAAUCUAUAUAAAAUAAUAAAUUCCCAAAUAACGGUAGUUAUAUCGAAUAUGUUUUGACCCAUAUAUGAUUCCUAUCCACCCACCUUCCCUCCCUAAAAAAAUUUUAAAAAAAGAUUAAAACUCAUGCGUUUUUUAGUGUUUUUGAGAAGAAAAUCUUUAGUUUUAGGUUUGUUUUUUUAGUUCUCACCUAGGUGAGAAUAUUCCGGUCGACAAAUUUUGGUACUUU